GUAAAAGCCAGGGUUUAAAGGUUGUAUUCCUUUAUAUUGUAUCCAGAAUGAGAUUACAGACCACGGAUGCCUCCGGAAAGCACAGAAGAUCCACGUCCAUGAGCAACACUGGAAGCAAAGAUUCACGGCUGAUGCUGAGUCUCUAUAACCCCACAGUCAGAGGUCUCCAGAUGCAGUUGCAUUACUCCUGAGAUCUUGCACUGGAAAAUUAAGCGGCAGCAGCAGUAAAGAGCAUUUUAUAUGGAUACUUUGUCCACAUACUUUGUGGAGGAAACCAAGUGUAUGAGAGGCAGAGACGAGGAGGAGGAAGAGGAGGAGGAAGAGGAGGACAGUGGAGACGAAGAAGAUAAAGAGGAGGAAAAAUAUGAUUCACAGAACAAGGAAUUAGCAGCCCAGGCGCAGCAAAAACCGGCCUGGGCUCCAUGUUUCUUCUACAGAACAGAUAAAGAAGUGUAUUAUUAUGUCGGGCAGGAGAUCACCAUCGAGGGGGCUUUCGACUCGUAUGCAGGCAUGAUAUGGCCCGCGGCUUUGGCUCUCUCUCACUACCUUGACACUCACCGUGAGCAGCUGAAUCUUGAGGACAAAGCAGUCCUGGAGCUCGGAGCAGGAACUGGCCUUGUGUCUGUUGUAGCAGCGCUCCUGGGUGCAUGGGUGACCGCCUCAGACCUUCCAGAGGUCCUGAACAACCUGAGAGUCAACCUGAGCAGGAACACCAGGGGGCGCUGCAAACACACACCUCAGGUGGCAGCUCUGUCCUGGGACUACAACCUGGAGCGCUCCUACCCUACAUCCGUCUACCGGUAUGACUAUGUGCUGGGAACAGACGUGGUCUACCAUCACGACUUCCUGGACGAGCUCCUGGCCACCAUGAAGCAUUUCUGUCGGCCGGGGACGACUCUGAUCUGGGCCAACAAGGUCAGAAUGGAGUCUGAUCUGACUUUCACUGAGAACUUUAAAAAGGCCUUUCACACGAGUUUACUGGCUGAAGAUGGAGACAUGAAGAUCUACAUGGCAACGUGCAGAGAGGAGGAGGGAGAGGGCGAUAAGGAGCUGGAAAUCCAAGAUGUGCUGAGAGAGGAGGAGGAAAGAAAGAACAAGGAAAACGAGGAGAAGCUUGUGGAGGAAAAACACAAUGAGGACAAACUUCACAGUGUCACUAAAGAAAAAAGUAAAGCUGCAACAGAGGUACCUCACAUGUCAGAGGCUGAGAGAGGAGAUGAUAAGGAAGAGAAAAAUGAGCAUGAGUGUGAUGAGGAUGAAGAGAUGGAGGAGACAGUGGAUGAAUAUAAAGAAGACGAGCAGAAUAAACCAGAGAACAAUGAUUCAAAUUGCAGCAACACAGCCAGUGAUGACAACAGUACAGCUGCACAGCGGGACCGAACACCAGCCUGGGUCCCCAGGUUCUUCAACAGCUUGGAUAAAGAUGUCUACCAUUACGUAGGACACGACAUUGUCAUUUAUGAAUCCAUAGACUCCUAUGGAGCAGUCAUGUGGCCAGCGGCGUUGGCUCUGUGCUCCUUCCUGGACAACAACAGGGAGAAGGUGAACCUGCAGGGGAAGGAGGUGCUGGAGCUGGGAGCAGGAACAGGACUGGUGGCUGUUGUAGCCAGUCUGCUGGGAGCUUCAGUCACAGCUACAGACCUUCCAGAGGUGUUGAGUAACCUCAGGGCCAACGUGAUGAGGAACACCAGGGGGCGUUGCACACACAUGCCCAAGGUGGAGGCGCUGUCCUGGGGCUAUGACCUGGAGCGCACCCACCCUACAUCCGUCUACCGGUACGACUACGUGCUGGCAGCAGACGUGGUCUACCAUCACGACUUCCUGGACGAGCUCCUGGCCACCAUGAAGCAUUUCUGUCGGCCGGGGACGACUGUGAUCUGGGCCAACAAGGUCAGAAUGGUGAAUGAUGUGACUUUCACUGAGAACUUUAAAAAGGCCUUUCACACGAGUUUACUGGCUGAAGAUGGAGACAUGAAGAUCUACAUGGCAACGUGCAGAGAGUAAGAGAUACAGGAAGCAUGGAUGGAUUAGUGAACCGGCCUCCUGAGUCCCUGAGUCCAGGCCCAGUCAAAGGGCUCAGCCAAACGUAGGUAGGUGUCAGUCACAUAGUAGCUCUGCUUUAAGAAAAUGUUACCUGCAUCACAGAUGUUUUUUGUGUUUUAGCCAGCUUCUCUUCAUCUCCUGCAUGCAACAAAAUACAGUAGUUCAGGUGUCAGUUUUAGGGUUUCAACCAUCAGCAGAACUUUAGAAAAUAUUCACAAAAAGAUGCCAAACUUAGCAUGUUGUGAUGAGGUGAUGGGUUGAGUCACUUUAUAUUGUAGAAGACAGAUCAUUUAUAUGUUUUUACCUCCAUGUGGCCACUGUCUUAUAAUCCCUCCAUGAAAAAAAGGGUGGAGUUUACACAUAGAAAAAGAUUUAGAACAUUUACUAAUAUUUAAGGCUAUAAAUCAUUGCAGUAAUGCAGAAUGUGCCUUUUAACUUCAUGUGAUCCAGGCCUGAUGCAAUUUUAGCCUGACAAGAAUGAAUCUAUGCUUCAUGUUACUCAUUAUAAUCACAUUAGUGAAUUUUUGAAUUUAUUUAUUGACAGAAAAUUAACCAGCAAUGAUUCUGAUAAUCAAUGAAUUAUUUCAGAUCUGGUUGAUGGUUCCAGCUGCUUUUAAUGUUCUUCUUUGUUAUAUAUGCAAAUAAAUGAAAUAUCUUUGCAUUUUUGGACUGUUGGUGGGAUACAUUUUAAAUAGGUCACCCUGGGCGGUAGGAAAGUCUGUUGGACAUUUUUCAUUUUUAUCUAAGUUAUCUACAUCACUUGUUUUUUUAAAUUUUAUUGUUUAAUACAGCAAUAAAAAACGGGACAAACCUUUCUAUCUCA
This is a messenger RNA of Lates calcarifer (barramundi perch), 2866 nucleotides long. RefSeq lists its product as uncharacterized. Gene Ontology annotation, molecular function: protein-lysine N-methyltransferase activity. The coding region runs from base 241 to 2004 and encodes 587 amino acids. The record is from RefSeq and is a predicted model, not a curated record. Lineage: Eukaryota; Metazoa; Chordata; Actinopteri; Centropomidae. Gene Ontology annotation, biological process: peptidyl-lysine methylation. The transcript is spliced from 9 exons. Gene Ontology annotation, cellular component: cytosol; cytoplasm.